Molecule: messenger RNA, 958 nt
Organism: Mauremys reevesii (Reeves's turtle)
Lineage: Eukaryota; Metazoa; Chordata; Testudines; Geoemydidae
Gene: NUDT7
Product: nudix hydrolase 7
Exons: 4
Coding region: 69-803 (244 amino acids)
Biological process (GO): nucleoside diphosphate metabolic process; coenzyme A catabolic process
Molecular function (GO): acetyl-CoA hydrolase activity; manganese ion binding; coenzyme A diphosphatase activity
Source: RefSeq, a predicted model, not a curated record
UGUCCCUCCUCCCGUCCCCGCGCUGUUUUCCCUCAGGACUUACACCGGCCCUGGGCUGGGUAGGGAAGAUGGCGGCUUUGAGAGACGCUGAGGAUGAGCGGGGAAGCAGAAGUAUAAAAGAUAAGGCCAAGAUCAGUUUAAGAAAAUAUGAUGUUGGAAACAAAUUCUCCCAUUUGCCACUAGCCAAAGCAUCUGUUCUUAUGCCUCUAAUGGUUAAAGAUGGAAAGCUGUAUGUGCUGUUUACUGUCAGAUCAAUGAAGUUGAGAAGAUCACCAGGGGAAGUGUGCUUUCCAGGAGGUAAAAGUGAGCCAACAGACAGAGAUGAAAUAGCCACUGCCCUCCGGGAAGCCAAGGAAGAAGUGGGACUCUAUCCAGAGCAGGUGGAAGUCAUCUGUAGGCUUGUACCUGGAAUUGAUAAAGUGGGUUCGUUGGUAACACCAGUGGUAGGAUUUAUAGAGGACACAUUCCAGGCCAGACCUAAUCCAGAUGAAGUGAGUGGUGUGUUUUUGGUGCCGCUGGAGUACUUUAUCGAUCCAUUAAAGUACAUGACCGUGCCUUAUAAAAGAGCGAAUGGUGUUGCAAGUUGGCUGCACAGUUUUGUAUAUGAUGACCCUGAGCGUAAAACAUCACUUAGGAUAUGGGGACUCACUGCACACUUUGCUGUAUUUCUUGCUCUUGUAAUUUUUGAAAAGAAACCUACAUUUGACAUUCAGUAUGAUCUUGACAACUUAAUUUCAUCCUCUGAGAAGAAUUUCAUGGAGGAGUAUAUGUCGCUAUACGAGGGAAGAAGCAGCAAACUAUGAGCUUGGGACUGGCACAUAGGUGUAAACAGUUGGUUUAAAUUAUUUUUCAAGCUUUACUAUUUGGUUUUCUGAAUCAGAAAUUGUCCCGUUUUAAUGUCUACAUUGGAUUACAAAAAAUAAAGUGCUGAUAGAUUAAUCAGCCCUAAAUAGACAAA